Messenger RNA from Nymphalis io (European peacock), 6477 nucleotides. RefSeq names its product eIF-2-alpha kinase GCN2 (gene Gcn2). Bases 181 to 4797 code for a protein of 1538 amino acids. The transcript is spliced from 28 exons. Gene Ontology annotation, biological process: regulation of translational initiation by eIF2 alpha phosphorylation; DNA damage checkpoint signaling. Lineage: Eukaryota; Metazoa; Arthropoda; Insecta; Lepidoptera; Nymphalidae. The record is from RefSeq and is a predicted model, not a curated record. Gene Ontology annotation, molecular function: protein binding; eukaryotic translation initiation factor 2alpha kinase activity; ATP binding. Gene Ontology annotation, cellular component: cytosol.
GAAAACUGUUGUUACUGUUUUAUGCUUAAAGCUUCUGUUUUACUUUAAGUCAGACUAUUUUCUUGUUCUGAAUUAUCAUUAAUUUGAAUAAUAAUAAAUAAAAACAUUCUAGAUAUAAACUUUAAGAAAUAUAUAUAAUGUUAUCCAGUUGAAUCGGCAGUGUGUUUGUAAACUUAAAAAAUGACCGAUGAUACUCCUCAAAAACGCCAAGAUGACGAACUGGUUGCUUUGCAGGCGAUAUAUGCUGAAGCUGUUGUGGAUAACAGAAAAAAGGCUGUUUGGAAUGAAUGGCGUCCAUUAGAUGUUCUUCUAACGUUGCUACCGUUAAACAAUUCUGAGGGUGUGCACUGUAGGGUGACACUACAAUUUCAAUGCUGCCAUAAUUAUCCUGAUAAACCACCAAAAAUUCUUCUAAACAAAGUAUCAGGAUUAUCUGAUGAUAAUGCUAACAAAUUGCUAAAAGAUUUAGAGAAUCUAGCUGAGCAGCAAUGUGGAGAGGUGAUGAUAUUCCAACUUGCUCAGCAUACAGAACAAUUUCUUCAUGACCACAAUAAACCCAUUUUAUCGUUUUAUGAUGAGAUGGUAAAAAAGAAAGAUGAAAUGGAAAAAUUGAAAAUGCAUGAUUUGCAAGUACGAGAGAAUGAAGAGCUGCAAAAAAUGAAGAAUGAAAUUCAACGACGUCAAGAAGCACUUCGCGGUGACAUUGACAGUCUGAAUAAUUUGAAUGGUCAGGGCGAUGUACCGAAACUGGUUUAUUACGCUGAUGAUAAAACAUCACCCGCUAAAAAGCUAUCAAAGCGGAGUGCAGGGUCGAUACCUUGUACUUGCAACAUUAAAGCUACUCAGAUACUUCGGUACAGUCAGAGGAACAAUAAGAAAGUAUACAUUGGAAAAUGUAUAGGUCACUCGUCAAACGGUUCUACAACAUUCCUAGCGAUAGACGACGAUGGGGAUCAGGUUGUCGCGAAGAAGUGGACCCUCUCUCCAGCAUCAGAUUUCCAAACACGAAAUCGACAAUUGAAUUCCAUCGAAAAAGACUUAAAAGCGAUGUGUCGAUUGAAACACCCGUCUUUAGCGCCAUAUACAGCUAUUGAAACGUUAACAGAAUCAAAACGGACAGCGAAACAAUCAAUAUAUAUAUUUCGAGAUUUUGUUUUGGGCAGUUCCUUGAAACAACUUCAAGAACAUUCCAGUAAUUUCGGUGAUAAAUUAGAAGGCUUGAAACUAUUAAGGCACGUGGGCUUAGGUGUGUUCGGUGCGUUGAAGGAAUUGCAUAGCGUUAAUGUCUUGCACAGAGAUGUACGGAGUGAAACCGUGUUUUUAGAAGAUUGUGGUAUCGUUAAAAUUGUUGGCGCGAGCUUAGAUGUGAGAUUAAGUGAAAUAAUUGAAGGCGAAAACUAUUGUGGUCGACAGACAAAAUCUCAAGACAUUUAUGCAGCGGCGCAGUUGUUACUGUCUAUAGUGACUGAAGAAUCUGAUCACGAAAUACCGCCGUACCUUCCGAGUUCAGCCAAAGAUUUUUUUUCGAGGUGCCUCACCGAAGACGAACAUAUACAGUGGUCAGCAGACCAAUUAGUCCAACACGGUUUUCUAGUCGACACUCCAACUAAACUACCUCAUACCAAAGAAAAUAAUGAUCCUGAUAGUGAAUCUGAGGAUGAAGAUGGUACCAAACGUAUUCAUAAAAUAAGCACUCUUGUGAAUGGUCACUCACGCUUGAACGUCGAGUUCGAAAUUCUCGCCUGGCUAGGAAAAGGCGCUUUUGGGGAUGUUUUAAAGGUGAGGAAUAAACUCGACGGCGGUUUUUACGCGAUAAAACACGUCAAAUUGAAUCCAAAAAGUGUUGAAUUAAAUAAGAAAAUCACACGAGAAGUGAAGUUACUGUCACGUUUAAAUCAUGAGAACGUUGUAAGGUAUUAUAAUGCUUGGAUUGAAACGAUCACGGAGACGGAUGUUGAAGAGAGUAAUGUUGUUAAAGGGUCAGUUAAGAAGAAAGACAGUCUUGAAGAUGUUGUCGCGAAGUUGGGUCAGGAGGUCAAGGUAAACUGGUCAAUGUCAGAUGGUCCAGUUCAAGUAAGAGACGAGUCAUCAGACAGCGAGGAUGAUUCAGACGAUGAUGAACCUUGGUUCAACAUCAGUCCAGAAAAUGAGAGCAGUAGCAUAAUAGAGUUCAAAGUGGAUUCUAAAACGUCGGAAGAGACGUCAUCCGAUGACACAACGCUAGCGUCACCGAUGUUGAAACAAGUGCUCUAUAUACAAAUGGAGUUCUGUGAAAAGAACACACUGAGACAAACCAUUGAUAACGGCUUGUAUCAAGAGCAUUUCAGGGCUUGGAGACUGUUUAGAGAAAUCUUGGAAGGUCUGGCCCACGUUCACCAGAAAGGCAUGAUCCACAGGGAUCUGAAACCGGUCAACAUAUUCUUAGACUCCAACGACCAUGUCAAGAUUGGUGAUUUUGGAUUAGCUACCAAAGUUUUCACAGGACUCCCAGUAGAAGAAACUUCACAAGACGAUGCAGACGGUUUAUUAACUGGCAAAGUCGGAACCGCUCUCUAUGUAGCUCCAGAACUACAGCAGUCAGCGAGCAAAGUGAUAUACAACCAGAAAGUCGAUAUUUAUUCCCUUGGUAUUAUCCUAUUCGAAAUGUUUAACGCCCCAUUCGUAACUGGCACGGAGAGGUAUAUAGUACUGACUAACCUCAGGAAGAGGGAAGUCACAAUGCCAAAAGAUUUCGAAACGGAAGAGAAUUCCAAGCAAAUACAUGUUAUAAGAUGGUUAUUGGAUCACGACGCUAGUGUCCGACCAACAAGCGCAGAGCUGCUCGCUUCAGAACACGUUCCGAGAGCAGUUCCAGAACUCGCGUUAUCCGGUCUCCUGUCACACACGUUAAGUGAGCGAGGAUCGAGGGGUUAUCAGAGACUGGUCGCGGCCUGCCUCGAUCAGAAAACUUCACCAGCUGAAGACUUCACAUAUCACAGUGCAAUAAAGAGUAAACCCAUGGAUUACGUUGCUGGGAUCAAAGAUGUUGUUAUCAAGGUUUUCCAAAGCCAUGGCGCGUCCGAGUUUUCUCCGCCGCUGUUAACGCCCCGCGCUACCCGCUGGGACCAGUACCCGAACGCUACCAGGGUCAUGACUUCAUCGGGCUCAGUGUGUCACUUGCCUCACGAUUUAAGAUUACCAUUUGCUAGAUACACAGCACAUUCCGGUACAAAAUACAUGCGUCGUUACGUCGUUGAUAGAGUGUACAGAGAAACUGAGAGGACGAUCAAAGGUUUUCAUCCCCGGGAAAUAAUCGAAUGUGCCUUCGAUAUCGUAACUCCUAAGACAGAUACACUUUGGCCGGAUGCGGAACUUUUAGUCGUAGCCAGUAGGGCAGCAAUAGAAAGUACCCUCAAAGUAACGAUACAGCUGAACCACACGGAGCUGCUCAAGAUUCUGCUCCUGUCAUGCGGCGUCCCCUUGGAUAAGCACGUGGCUAUAUACCCUGUAUUGAUGGACGUUAGUUUAGGACGCAUAACAAGUCUCCAGCUUCAAACGCAUCUCACGACACUCUGCGUAACGAAUCGCGACAUAACGAACAUGUUGCGUCUGAUGGAAGCGGACGUUUCUGUCGAAAUCUUACACGAGUUAGUGAGUUUUGUCGACAGGAAUAAAUGGGGCGACGAAUUGGAGAAAGCAAUACAACAGCUAGAAGCCGUCUGCACUAAAGCUGUCGCAUUAGGAUGUGACGUAGCAAUAACAGUGGCGCCGUUCCUGGCGUACAACGCGACGCAGCACAGCGGCGUGUUCUGGCAGAUGUGCGUCGCGAGCGCCGAGCCGCGCCCGCUCAAGCAUCGCUCCAAGAACCUCAUCGCUGCCGGCGGCAGGUACGACAAUCUGGUCGAGGAGUUUUGGAAGGUAGCUCGAGCUGAAAAGGCCCACGACAACGCCAACUUGACGUGCUCGUCCGUCGGUUUUUCAAUGUCACUGGAGAGGAUGGCCGCCAUAUUGAGGAGUAUGGAGGCGGAAAUACCACUAAUUGAGAAGAUCAGUGAGCGCACCGCCGUGUGCGUGUGCGUGUGCAUAUCCAGCGGUCCCGAGUCGGGCCAGGAUGGCGGCGAGCUGAAGCGUGCCCGCCUGGCGCGCUCGCUGUGGGCGGGCGGGCUGCGCGCGCUGUGCUGGGCGGGCCGCGCGCGCGACGCGCACCACUCCACGCGCAGCGCGCUCGUACUCGUGCACGACGGGCUCGACGUGCUCGUGUCGUGCUGGGAGGGCAACCGAGUACGAGAACACAAGGUUCCAACUUCGAAAGUGAUUGAAUUCGUGAAACAAAAACUAAGUCCUGAUACAAUUCGGAAUCCAGAUUAUACAAAUCGAAUGAUUAGCUGGACGGAAUGUGAGAAAUCGAAUGGUCCGGCGAUAUCGGUUACCUUCAUAACAGCCAGCGAAAGAAUAACCAAGAGCUUUAAACGGCAGUGCGAAGUGCAGAUAAACAACCAAAUAACGUCCACCCUGGUGAACCUCGGCCUGCAGCCCGUGCUGAGCCGCGUGCGCGUGCACGUGUUGGCGCUGGCGUGCGAGGCGCCGUGCGUGGCGAUGUUGGCCGCCAACCUUUCCGCGCCCGUCGACGUGCUCUACCUGCCGCAUGCCUUCCGGCCUGUUUGUGAAAUGUACAUAAAACGUCAGAACAUUCUCGAAGAGGCUCUGUGUGAGUUGACGAAUAUCGCGAAACAGAGUAACCAAAGUCGAUCCGCGGACGAGACUCUAUUAUACGCUCUAUAUUCAAUACCAGAUUCCAUAUGUCGGCUUAUAACUUGAUAAAUGCUUAGCAUUUAUGUGUUUUGGAAAAAAAAUACAAUUGUCUAUGCGGAGGAAGUAUUUGAGAAAAUUAUUGGAGAUAGUGAAAAAAUAACAUAUAUUUUAUAUUAUAUGUUUGUUUAGAACAAUUGGGACGUGUUGUGUAGAAAUUUUGGAAGAAAAUUCAUCUUUAUAACGACAGUACUUUUUCCAAAAUAUUAUGUAAUUGUAAAUAAUAUAUAUUACAUAAUACGAUUGUGAAUUAUCUUGUAAAUGCCUUCAUCCCAUUUAUUUGGGUUCGGUGUUGUGCUAUUUAUUUUUUAACCACUCUUGAUAAUUUACUUUUACAAAUUGGCAACACGCUUCCAAACUGAACAACAAUUACAUUAAUUUUACUACUGAAUAGAAAGCUUUCAAUUCAUUGUGUCAUUACUACAGACUUAUAAAAUAAACUUAAGUAUAAGUAUUAUAUUAGUUGAAUUAGCGAUUAUUAUUUUCGAACGAUUUUGAUAUUUUAUUUGUCAUUAUUUCAUGUCAUACAUAAGUUUUGACAGUUAAUUUGCAUACUUAUGAGUAUUAUAAAUUUUAGUUGAAUUGUCGAAAAUAAUUGUCAUGAGAGAUUUUACAUUGUUUUAAAUUAUUAUUUUAGAUUAAAUACUGAUAUUUCGUUAUUAUUUCUCUUAAAUAUUUCUUUUGCAAAAUAGUAGUUGGAUCCAACAUUUGUCAUGCCGGAUCCAAUCUCUCUAGUAUACUAAAUUAAUUUGACUGAGCUUACGGUAUUCUCUCUAAAAAUGUCUAUAGACGUGCGAGAUUAAAAUUAUAGAUUAUACUACUGUCUAUUAAUUUUAUAUGAAACAGAUUAAAAAAAUAAAAUCGGUAAGAAAGAACUUUUAUCAGUAUACGAAGAUUUUCGUUUCAAUAUGUGACUUUCAUGGGUUCGAUUCCAAAGGGUAGGGUUGUACGCCCUACUGCGUAGGACUGUCAAUAAACGCGAUAGCGUUACCCAUUCAAAUAAAUAGUGUACGUAUGAUUAAUGUCAAGUCCCUUUGUACAUAACUUAGACGAGUGGUAGAGCUUUGUGCAAGCUCGUCUGGGUAGGUACCACCCACUCAUCAGAUAUUCUACCGCAAAACAGCAGUACUUGGUAUUGUUGUGUUCCGGUUUGAAGGGUGAGUGAGCCAGUGUAAUUACAGGCACAAGUGUAAUUACAAUUACAACACAUCUUAGUUCCCAAGGUUUGUGGCGCAUUAGCGAUGUAAGCGAUAGAUAGAGCGGUAUAAGAUUAAUAAAUAAUAUGAGUAUAGAUUUCAAACUAUCAAGCGAAUGUCACGUCUGUUUAAACAAUAAUGCGACUUCUCUGGAUAAUUGCAAAGUCUUGUAAAGUAUGAAUAUAAAUCUCUCGGGUGUUGAAGGUUGAAGGUAACUUUCCAUCAGGUGAGACUUCUGCUCGUUUGCCCCCUCUUACAUAAAAACAGAGUAUUUUAGAGGAGAAUAUUUUUACAAUCGAAAAAAAAUCGUUAUUAGUAAAAUAGUAAUAACCAUAUUCAAAUACGUCAAUGUAAAGAUGUCAAAAAAAAAUUCUUUUAAAAUUCGAACCCGUUCGAUAUCAUCGUCUGCCAGUCCCAUCAUUUUCGAACUAAUGGAUAUGAAGAAAUCAUUUGUAAUUUAUGAUUAUUAUUUAUUUUUAGCACUAAUAUGUAA